CCAGCGGCCUGGUUGCGAGGGCGCCAUGCCGGGGACGCGAUUUUUUGCCUGUUUACAGCUGUAAUUUAUGACUGAAAGCGGUCUCGGAGGCUUGCAGAGAGUUGUGUAAUCAAUUUAUCAAUAUCGGGCGGAUUUCUUCUCUUGCGAAAUGUUAGUAUUAAAUUGCGUUCUGGUCGGCGUUGGGCCCUAUUCACUCGCUGGCUCGCUAGUCGCUGGUUGAUCGGUCGCUCGCCGCGAUUUUGUCGUGAUUUUUUGCGCUUUGUAUUUUGUGUGUGUGUUUUUGUACCUGGGAUUCACCUUUGGUUUUAUUGCUCGCUGUCUAAGCGGCCCAGUCGGUGAUUUUUGUUGCGGACAAGCGUCGAGCCCGAGUGGAAACUUUCGAUUCUCAGAAAUUCGCUGUAUUGUUUCUAUUUAAAAAAAGUUGCAGUUGUUGUUGGACGGCAGUGUCCCUGGUCGCCUGGCUGGUGCUUAACUUUUAAUGUCAAGUGGACGAGUGAAAAGUGUGAGAUAGUGAAAAACUCAAGUAGAUAAGUUGAAAGCGCCGCACGUUUCUGCAGUCGCACGUGAAUUUCGGGUGAAUCGAUCGGUGGUGCAUUUAUAGAAGCAUAAAUUCGGUAGAGUCGGGCAAACAUGAACCGGACUAAAGGUGACCGCAAAAGUGCCCCCAACCCCGUCAUCAAUGCGAAUCCCUUCUCGAAAUUCACUUUCUGGUGGCUUCGUCAUAUAUUCCGCAAGGGUUUCAACCGUCCAUUGACCGAAGAAGAAAUUUACGAGAACAAACCAUGGCUCGAUAGUGAAAAGAAUACAAAGAAACUCGAACACUUCUGGAAUGAAGAAUUAGAGUCGAAAAAUCCUAGCAUGAUAAGAGUAAUAUUCCGUGCCUAUGGUUUGCAAGUUAUAAGCCUAGGCUUGCUUUUCUCUUUAAUGGAGUCAGGUGUUAGAGUAGUGCAACCAUUGUGCCUUGGCGGUUUAGUGUCCUAUUUUGCUGCCGGGCAAUCGGAUAUCAGUAAAGACACAGCUUAUAUAUAUGCAACAGGCAUAGUGAUAUGCUCCUUACUGCCAGUUAUCACGUUUCACCCUUAUAUUCUUUACAUAUUCCAAAUUGGAACAAAACUUAGAGUUGGCUGUGCGGGCUUAAUAUAUAAGAAGAUCCUGAGAAUCUCGAAAGCAUCAAGUAACGAUGGCCUUAGUGGACGUGCAAUUAAUAUUUUAUCAAACGACUUAGGGAAAUUCGAUAUAGCGUUAUGCUUUGUGCAUGAUUUGUGGAAGGGCCCAGUUGAGGCUAUUUUGUUGGGUUACUUCAUGUACUUGGAGAUUGGAGUAUCGGCUGUGAUAGGUGUGGCAUUCAUGCUUAGCUUCAUCCCAUUGCAAGCAUGGGCUGCAAAGAAAGCUGCCUACUAUAGACAACGUUCAGCGGAACGAACAGAUAUUCGUGUUAAGCUGAUGAAUGAAAUUAUACAGGGAAUACAGGUUAUAAAGAUGUACGCGUGGGAAGGCUCGUUUGCUAAAGUUAUAGCGCAUGCACGUAGAAAAGAAAUCAACGCUAUUCGAGGAUCAGUCUAUAUUCACGCUGGACUGUAUACCACAACUAUGAUUUCACGUUUUUCGAUAUUUCUAAGCUUGGUUUCGUAUGUCUUCAUUGGUGAUGUUAUCACAGCGAAAAAAGUGUUUAUUGUUUCAUCAUUUUUCAAUGUGUUGAAUGAUUCGAUGGUGCAUUUUUGGCCUUUGGCAAUAACAUUCUGCGCUGAGGCUUAUGUGUCGGCACGUCGUGUAAAAGAAUUUUUAUUAGAAAAGGAGGGCAAAGAUCAUCCUGUAGAAUCAGUACGACAAACUAGCAGGGAGGAGGUGAAUGGAAAUUUGAAACAUAACAGUAAUGGGGAUGUAAAACGUAUGGAACAAGUUAAUGGAAGUACCAAAUUUCUCAGCAAACGACGAACAGUAGAUUUGAAUUCAGAAAAGAAGGGCGUUAACAUAAGCAGUGCAACAACCGCCUGGGAUAGUAAUACUGGCGAAAAAUCUAACGAUGUAAUAAAAGAUUUCAAUAUCGAAAUUAAAGAUUCUUCUCUAGCGGUUGCUGUUGGUCCUGUUGGAUCGGGGAAGUCAUCACUCCUGAAUGUCAUUAUUGGGGAGCUGGAAUUAGAUAGUGGAUACGUAACUGUGAACGGAAGCCUCAGCUAUGCUUGUCAGGAGCCAUGGGUAUUCGAAGGGACCAUAAAGGAUAAUAUCAUAUUCAUCGAUGAUUACGACGAAAAUCGUUACAAAGAAGUAGUUCGCGUUUGUGCUCUUGAGCGUGACUUGGAACUUUUCCCGCAUGGAGACCAAACAAUGGUUGGUGAAAGAGGAAUUAGCUUAAGUGGUGGACAAAAAGCAAGGGUCAACUUAGCCCGAGCCAUAUACAAGAAAGCCGAUAUUUACCUUUUGGACGACCCACUAUCCGCGGUAGAUGCUCAAGUUGGACGACAUAUUUUUGAAAGGUGCAUUAAAGGAUUUUUAAAAGACAAAAUUUGCCUUCUUGUAACGCAUCAGCUUCAAUAUCUAAAAGACGUGGAGCAUGUGAUAUUUAUCGAUAAUGGAAAAAUCGUUGCUCAGGGCAGUUAUGAAAAACUACAUAAGAUGCCUGAAUUGAAGUUCCUUGCUCCCACGCAUGACGAAUCCGGCGAGGCAGGAGAUCUCGAGAAAUGUGAUAAGGAAUUCCAGAAGAUCACCAAACCAAUAUCGAAAAAAACUGUCCAGGAUGAUAUUGAUGAACGGAAGGAGAGUCAAGCCAUUGGAGCAGUUAGUCUGCAAGUUUAUAAGUCAUAUUUCCAGUCGCUGAAUGGAUAUUCUUAUAUGUUUAUCGUAUUCUUCCUGUUUAUUCUCGCCCGAGCAACUCUAGCUGCUGUUGAUUACUUUAUUUCAAGAUGGGCGAUUUGGGAAGAAACUGUUGGAGGAAAUUUGACGAGCUCCAAUGCAUAUAUUAUCGAUCCCGUAAACAUCACAACCCUGGAUAGUUUUUCUAGUCAAUUUAGUAAUGCAACAACUUUGAACGAUACCGUCUCCCAAGAAUUAUCACCUGAAAUACAAAGGGAGCGAGAAAAUUUGAUUAUGAUCUACUCAAUAUUAUUGGGUUCGGCGCUUUUAUUGUACUUAACACGAACUUACGGAUUUUUCAUGAUGUGCCUUAGGAUCUCACUUAAUCUACACGACACGCUUUUCCGAGGAGUAACGCGCGCGAAAAUGUGGUUUUUCAAUACAAAUCCAUCAGGACGCCUUUUGAAUCGAUUUUCACGGGACAUGCAUACGAUAGAUACGGGCAUGCCAGAUUCAAUGAUCGAUUGCUUAUCGUUCUUUACCGACAUUACUGCAGUUCUCGUCAUGGUAGUGGUUGUGAAUUAUUGGCUCCUAGUUCCUGUUGUCGUUGUGGCGAUCAUAUUUUACAUGUUGCGUACAAUAUACGUGAACACUGCCAGGAGCGUUAAACGAAUCGAAUCGAUGGCCCGCAGUCCAGUUUAUUCACACACCAAUCAAACCUUCCAAGGAAUAACCACAAUCAGAGCCUUCCGAGCUGAAAGCAUUCUUUUUGAAGAGUUUCAUGGAUUUCAAAAUACAAACUCGGCAGCUUGGUAUCUAUUUUUAGCUGUAACGCGAGCUUUUGCUUUUUGGUUGGACAUAGCCUGUGUGGUCUUCAUUGGGGUGGUAACAUUCAGCUUCAUGAUAUUCGAAGACCAAUUCCAAAGUGGUGAUGUCGGCUUAGCUAUAAUGCAGUGCAUAUCAAUGAUUGGGAUGUGCCAGUGGGGAAUGCGACAAACAGCCGAAUUGGAAAAUCAAAUGACUUGCGUUGAAAGAGUUGUAGAAUAUGCGAAUCAGCCAUCAGAAGGUGCUCUUGAAACGGAUCCCAAAUAUAAGCCAUCUGUAAACUGGCCGGAAAAUGGUGCAGUGAAGUUUGAUCAAUUGUCUUUGCGAUAUUCUGAAAAUAGUGAACCAAUUCUCAAGGAUCUUUUAUUCGAAAUUAAACCAAUGGAGAAAAUCGGUAUCGUGGGUCGAACGGGCGCUGGAAAAACGUCCAUAAUUCAGGCAUUGUUCCGAUUGGCAUUAAAUGAUGGCUCGAUCGUUAUUGAUGGUAGCGAUACUGCUAAUCUAGGUCUACAUGAUCUGCGGAGCAAGAUAUCAAUUAUUCCACAGGAUCCGAUUUUGUUCUCGGGCACGUUACGUUAUAACUUGGAUCCAUUCGAAACCAAAUCAGACGCUGAAUUAUGGAGAGCACUGGAGGAUGUUGAGCUGAAAACGCAUGUCAGCUCCUUGAUGGGUGGCUUAAAUUGUAAAAUGUCCGAUGGCGGUUCCAACUUCAGCAUGGGGCAGCGGCAGUUAGUGUGUUUGGCUCGUGCGAUAUUGAGAAAUAACAAGAUAUUGAUUCUUGACGAAGCAACGGCCAAUGUAGAUCCAGAAACCGACAAACUUAUCCAACGAACUAUUCGCUCCAAAUUCGUUAACUGCACAGUACUUACAAUAGCGCAUCGCCUUCACACAGUAAUGGAUAGUGAUCGGGUGUUAGUGAUGGAUGCCGGACGAGCAGUGGAGUUUGGGCAUCCGUUUGAGUUACUUCAGAACGCUGACGGUCACUUACGGAACCUUGUCAAUAAGACAGGCUCUGCAACAGCAGCGAUAUUAAUGGAAGCGGCGAAAUCAAGUUAUAAAACAAAUAGCAGGGAAACUGAAGAGAGUUCGCACGUAAAAGUUGAUUAGUAAGUUUUAACACCCUCCUUUUAUUAUGUAAGUGAAUAUCUCACGAGUAUUAUAUGAUUAAGUAGGAAAAUGUUCAUCAGUUACGGUUUUUGACCUCAAGUUUUACUUAUACAAAAUGUAUUUAUUUAGUACUUAUGUACGUUGUCUUAACUAGGUAAUUAUUAUUUUGAACGAAAACCGUUAAGUACAAUAUUCAUUCAAUGAUCUGUGGGGACAAUCAGUUCCAUUGCGAAUUUCUCCAUAAGUUUACUUUUAGUUAUAUCAAAUGUUGAAUGUGAUUUAUUUUUUAUACAAUGCUCUUCGACGAUUUCGCAUCUUCACAAAUGAAUAAAUAUUUUAAUAAAUAAA
Hermetia illucens (black soldier fly) is the source of this 5070-nucleotide messenger RNA. RefSeq names its product probable multidrug resistance-associated protein lethal(2)03659. Gene Ontology annotation, cellular component: membrane. The transcript is spliced from 8 exons. Bases 631 to 4722 code for a protein of 1363 amino acids. The record is from RefSeq and is a predicted model, not a curated record. Gene Ontology annotation, molecular function: ABC-type transporter activity; ATP binding; ATP hydrolysis activity. Lineage: Eukaryota; Metazoa; Arthropoda; Insecta; Diptera; Stratiomyidae. Gene Ontology annotation, biological process: transmembrane transport.